GUCAAGUAUGACUAUCUUAAGCCUGCUGAUGUUAAACGCAUCAGAAUUUCUGAUGGUGCCAUUCGCGAAGCUCCAUACUUUGGUCUUUGUGCAGAGGAGCGCAUUCUUCGCCGAGGAAAUAAAGCGCGCCUGGACAUAUCUAGCUGCUCUUUGGCUUCUAGGACCCCUCUUCAGUCAAAUCCGCCUGACGUUCCGCCAAAUAUUUUAUCCACCUCUGCUCUGACCACAGCACAAGCUCCAAAUCCAAAUCUUGAUGUCGACUCGGUACUCCAGUUCGACGAUGAGGUGGAAACACGGUCAGUUAAAGGUGCUACCACCGUGGCACAGAAAUCACAUCGUCGUAAAAGCAACCGAGAUAAUGAGAUUUCAAUUUCUGCCGCCCCUUUAGGAAUACAAACAGCUGCUGAAACUGGUUUCGAUGACAAUAUUAGGGUUGCCAAAAAACAUUUGAUAAAAUCAAAAGGACUUGUUAAAAAUUCGUCUGUUUCUCGGCCGUCUGUCUCACCAAAAAGAGAUUCCUGUUCUUUCUCACCUUCGUUGUCCUCUGUCCCUUCUUCCAGAUCGUCCCCCUCCCCUUCUGCUUCCACCUCUCCUACUCUCUCGCCUUCAAGAAUUGGCGAUCUGCAAAAACGAAGUGGGCCAUCUGAUAAUGAGCGUGCUUUUUCAGUUAUUUCAGUCCCCGACAAGAACAUACAUCGACUACAUCAGAAUGGGUCCGAAUGCAGGUUCACGGCUCCAACGAUCCUCGAUAUCUAG
Molecule: messenger RNA, 756 nt
Organism: Protopolystoma xenopodis
Lineage: Eukaryota; Metazoa; Platyhelminthes; Monogenea; Polystomatidea; Polystomatidae
Source: the annotation of a GenBank genome assembly